This is a messenger RNA of Colletes gigas, 1092 nucleotides long. RefSeq names its product THO complex subunit 7 homolog (gene thoc7). NCBI's taxonomy places the organism in Eukaryota, Metazoa, Arthropoda, Insecta, Hymenoptera, Colletidae. The coding region runs from base 278 to 895 and encodes 205 amino acids. Gene Ontology annotation, biological process: mRNA export from nucleus; mRNA processing. The transcript has 4 exons. Gene Ontology annotation, cellular component: THO complex part of transcription export complex. The record is from RefSeq and is a predicted model, not a curated record.
UGAAAUAUCGGUAUAAAUCUUUGGCAGAGACUAUCACACUGUCAUGAACUUUCGAAAUAGCAAAGAUCAUGACUUUUACUGUCACGUGGAAACUUAUCUUAAAGCGUCUGAAAUUGUAUAAAGAGAGGCACGAUGCGUGGUAUUCAAAGCGUCGUUUUGUCUUUUAAUAAUUUUGUGUGUAUAUAUUAAUAAUGGACGAAUAACAUCAAUUAAACAUAUUAAAAAAUAACAUAUUAUUUACAUUAUUUAACCCGUAUUUUUUGGAAGAGGUGAAAAGAUGUCUGACGAAGAAGUAAUACGUCGAAGAUUACUCAUAGAUGGAGACGGUACUGGAGACGAUCGUAGAAUAAAUAUGUUGUUGAAAUCAUUCAUAAAAUGGAUAAAUAGCCCGGACGCGGAUAACACGUUGCACGAAAGAAUGUUGUCGCAACUCGCGCAAUGUGAAUUCGCGCAACGAAAAUCCAGACUAGUCUCAAAUAUGAGUCAGGAAGAAUUAAAAAGCUAUGAACAGUUAUCGAAAGAAAUUGAAAUUCAGAUAGAGGAGGCCAAAAGAGAUAUAGAAAAGACAAAGGCAGAGUUGCAGGAUGCAAAACGCGUGAGAAAAAACAGAAUUGAGUAUGAUGUGUUGGCUAAAGUCAUAAAUGAACAGCCAGAUAGGGUACAAACUAACUUAAAGCUGGCUACACUGCGCGAAGAAUUAGACAAAUUGAAGGAAAAAUCUGAACAAUUGGAACACAAAUUGGAAAUGAGACGUAAACAAUUUCAUGUUUUAAUCUCUUCUAUACAUUCUUUACAAGGAAUGUUGAAUGAGUGUGAUGAGGAAAUAAUGGAUGUGAGUUUAGAAAAUUAUGAGGAUACAGAUACUCCAAUGUCUUCUAAAGCAGAGGCAAAUUGAGGUUGUUGCAGCUGAAAAAAAAUAUUACAAAUAACACACAUUAUUAAUACUUCAAAGGUACUCGCGGGAGUAUAGGAGUCUGCAGAUAAAAUAUUAUUUUAUGUUUACUUGUAACGCGAAUUCGAUAGAUCGAAUGAUUUACGCUAUUUUGAUUCUAUAUAAUGUGAUAUCCGAUUGCGGAUACUACUAACACUGUA